This is a messenger RNA of Diatraea saccharalis (sugarcane borer), 2469 nucleotides long. The record is from the annotation of a GenBank genome assembly. Lineage: Eukaryota; Metazoa; Arthropoda; Insecta; Lepidoptera; Crambidae.
AUGCCUGCGAUACUGUCGAAAAUUCGAGAACAAGCUUCGAGGGUUCAGCCGUCGUUAGCACUCGGUGUGGGUGUGGGAGUGGCGCUAGCAGCGUGUGCCUUGUACGGAACCAGAGAGAAGAAACAACAGACUCCAUGCAAUAAUAAUAACAAUUAUAAGGUAGCUAAAAAUGGAAAACUGCAAACGGUGCCUGAAGGUAGCUCAGAGACAUGCGGUGGUCGGUGUGGUGCUGAUCAGUGCGCACUCUGUAGAGGGGACGCCGACACUGACAACAAGCAGAAUAUUGAAGAUGCAGAUGAGCCCUCACCGCCGCAAGAGGAAUACAUACCUGGGUUAAACUUGGAGUUCCUCAGGCAGCUGGUUUCUCUCGCCAAGAUAAUGGUGCCAGGGUUCCGCAGUCACGAGGUCGCCCUGCUUACUGCUCAUACGCUGUGCUUGUUCUCCAGGACUUUCCUGUCUAUAUACGUCGCAUCUUUGGAGGGUUCCAUAGUGAGGCAUAUAGUUCAAAAGGACAUGCGUCGCUUCGCCAUGCUCCUCCUGCAAUGGUUCGGUAUCGCGAUUCCGGCCACCUUCAUCAACUCUAUGAUCAGAUACUUGGAGGGUCGGCUGGCUCUCGCCUUCCGUACCAGGCUGGUGAGCCACGCGUACCAGCUCUACUUCAGCAAUCAGACUUAUUACAAGGUGGCUAACCUCGACUCAAGGAUAGAGAAUGCUGACCACAGGUUGACUGAAGAUGUAUCUGUGUUCACUCAGUCUGUGGCACACUUGUACAGCUCUCUAACGAAACCUUGCUUCGAUCUGCUCCUCAUAGUCUUGACAUUAGCUAGCUACUCCAACAAGAUGAAGGGAAAUAUAUUCGUAGGACCAAGUAUUGCGUUCGUAGUGAUCUGCCUCACUGGACAGUUGCUCAGACUGUUAAGUCCUAAGUUCGGUGCUUUGGCCGGUGAGGAAGCCCGUAUGAAAGCCAAUUUGCGGCACGCGCAUUCUAGACUAAUAGCACACGCAGAAGAAGUAGCCUUCUAUGGUGGACACAAGGUGGAGCACGGGCAGCUGAAGGCGGCGUACGGACAGCUGGUGGGGCAGAUGACGCGCGUGUUCCGUCUCAAGCUGUGGUAUGUGAUGCUGGAGCAGUUCUGCAUGAAAUACGUAUGGAGCGGUACCGGAAUGGUCAUGCUCGCGCUGCCCAUACUCACCGCUCGGACACAUGCAGGUUCAUCAGACGAUAGUAUAAGUUCACGCACCGAAUACAUGACGACUUCCAGGAACCUACUCAACUCUGCCGCCGACGCUAUAGAGAGGCUUAUGUCUAGUUACAAGGAAAUAGUGACGUUGGCAGGGUACGCGACGCGUGUGUCGGACAUGUUGACUGUGUUCAGCGAGGUGGCGCAAGGUAAAUGCGUCAGAUCUGUACACGUCGCGGCAUCGUCACACUCCGGAUUCCAGGUCACAUUCCGAGAUAACCAGCCCGUGCCUUUGGAGAUGCGCCGAAUAGUGGUUUCAUCGAAUAACCGAAUACCGAAUACUAUUCGGUUUAACUUCUAUCGAGCCGAAUAUUCGGCCGAAUUAUUCGGUAAAAUAAUGUACACGGACGAUUUGUCGAUCCGUUUGCGCAACGUGCCGAUAGUGACGCCUGCGUGCGACGUGGUGGCGAGUGGCGUCACGCUACAGUUGCAGCCCGGGACUCAUCUGCUGAUAGUGGGACCCAACGGGUGCGGCAAGUCCAGGUAUCUGUAUAUACUGAUUUUGUUCCGUAUAAUAUCCGGUCUAUGGCCGGUGUUUGGCGGCGAGCUGUCCGUACCGCGACCGUGCGCGUGCGGACACUGUUCCGAUGACUCAACACUCCGCCCACUCGGCCCCGGGUGUACCACCAGGCCCAUCAUGUUCUAUAUACCGCAGAGACCGUACAUGUCGGAGGGCACCCUGCUUGAGCAGGUGACGUACCCGACAUUGGCGCGGGGGCCCGAGGCGGAGCGACGCGCCACCAGCGUGCUGCGCCUCGUGCACCUCGACACCUGCGCCGCCAGGCACGGGGGACUGCACGCCACGCGCGACUGGCGCGCCACUCUCUCUGGCGGCGAGAAGCAGCGCAUGGCCAUGGCGCGCAUGUUCUAUCACAGGCCAGUAUACGCGUUACUGGACGAGUGUACUAGUGCUGUAUCGAUGGAGACCGAAGUAGUGAUGUACUCGGCGGCGGUGCGCGAGGGCAUCACUCUACUCUCAAUCACACAUAGACCUAGCGUAUGGAAAUAUCAUACGCACGUGUUAGAAUUCGACGGCGCCGGUAAUUGGUCGUUCCGGCAGCUAGACAAGGAGCAACCCUCGACCACGCCGGCCAUCAGUGGUACUAUCGCCAACACCACCUCCAUUGGUACCAAUACUGGUACCAACACUAAUACUACUGUCAGUACUUCCAAUGUUAACAGUACGACUGCUGUCAGUGAACCGCCUGUUAUAACCUGUCAAAACUAG